CGCGGAGCUGAAGCGGCGCCUGCGGGCGCUGAGCGAGAGCGAGAAGCUGCGCCAGGCGCGCCUGCUGGCGGCCCAGUGGCUGUCCAGUGGCAUGGAGUUCCAGAAACUUAUUUGGUAUUAAAGCUCAGUUAUAAACUGGGGAAGAUGGUGAAGAGCCAAAAGUCUUGCGGAACAGGUUGUCGAGCAUCCCAAAUAUCAAGCAUCCAGCCGAAUCGCGGUCUUUCUGAGCAUGCCAGAUGAAGUCCAGACAGCAGAAAUAAUUAAGGACAUUUUUCAGCGAGGCAAGGAGUGUUUCAUUCCACGGUACAAACCCGGUGGCAGCCACAUGGACAUGAUAAAGUUGGCAUCCUAUGAAGAAAUUGCUUCGCUCCCUUUAACCUCCUGGAACAUCCACCAGCCAGCUGACGAUGACAGUCGGGAGGAUGCCUUGUCUAUGGCCGGUGGUCUUGAUCUUAUCUUUAUGCCUGGACUUGGCUUUGACAAAACUGGCAACAGACUAGGAAGAGGAAAAGGGUACUAUGAUACAUACCUGGAAAGGUGUACCCACCACCCCAAAGGAAAACCUUACACCAUCGCCUUAGCUUUCAAAGAACAAAUCUGCGAUAUGGUUCCAGUGACUGAAAAUGACAUGAAAGUUGAUGAAAUCCUUUUUGAAUCCAAUUAAACUGUGGCUUGGGCGGAUAGUUUGGCCAGGGGAACCAAGAAUGAGUCUCGCAAAUGCCUAGACCCCUAUUGGGUUGCUGGCUUGUUUGCAUGUGUCCCCCCCAGCGUCCCCCGUCCCUGGAUGAACAGAAUACAAAGCAAUCAUUUGCACAUCUGAACAGGACGUCACAGAUCUGGCACCACAUCACCCCAAACUGCAGUUGAGUCCACACACAUGUUCAACUAACAUGCAUUGAGUAGACUAGGUGACCGAGCUGCAAUACAGGAAGACAAGACCCCUGCUCAGAUUUCUCCUCCACUGCAUGCCAGUUGGCCUUAGGCAAACUGCUGCUUUUAACCCCCUUCUACAAUACGAGAAUAAUAGUGCUGAGCUGUCCUACCUUACAUGGGCGUUGUAAAGGUUACUGAAAUGGUGUAUGUGAAGAGCUUCGCACACUACAUACCUUUUAAGAAUGUUUCCAGUUGGUUUCCCAUUCCUUCCGCAUUCAGUGCCUUAGAUCAGAAUCCAGUCAAACUCUUUAAAUUUUUUGCUUUUGCAUUUUUAUAUCAAAUGUGUAAGGCAGCUUUUCUGUACUUCCUGAAUAAACAUUCAGUAAUUCCCAAAAUCUGU
This is a messenger RNA of Eublepharis macularius, 1273 nucleotides long. RefSeq names its product methenyltetrahydrofolate synthetase (gene MTHFS). The record is from RefSeq and is a predicted model, not a curated record. The transcript has 4 exons. Gene Ontology annotation, biological process: tetrahydrofolate interconversion; folic acid-containing compound biosynthetic process. Gene Ontology annotation, molecular function: 5-formyltetrahydrofolate cyclo-ligase activity. NCBI's taxonomy places the organism in Eukaryota, Metazoa, Chordata, Lepidosauria, Squamata, Eublepharidae. The coding region runs from base 230 to 664 and encodes 144 amino acids. Gene Ontology annotation, cellular component: mitochondrion.